Messenger RNA from Diorhabda sublineata, 5926 nucleotides. RefSeq names its product YTH domain-containing family protein 3 (gene Ythdf). Lineage: Eukaryota; Metazoa; Arthropoda; Insecta; Coleoptera; Chrysomelidae. Gene Ontology annotation, biological process: mRNA destabilization. The record is from RefSeq and is a predicted model, not a curated record. Gene Ontology annotation, cellular component: cytoplasm. Bases 202 to 2061 code for a protein of 619 amino acids. Gene Ontology annotation, molecular function: mRNA binding; N6-methyladenosine-containing RNA reader activity. The transcript has 10 exons.
GCAGUUAGCGGUUCAGAAAGACAGUCAGGUUAACUAAACGCCAUUGUUACACUAAGAGUGUUCUUUAUUUUGUUACAAUAAUUUUGUUUAUUAAUGGACACAAUAAGAAGUGAUAGUGUAAGUGGAUAGUAAAUAUUAGUGCAAUAGUGGACGUGACUCUGACUAUUUUUAUUGAACUGAAAUUAUUACAAAGAUUAGUCAAUGUCAGCAGGCGUGUCAGAUCAGCGGAUGAAAGGACAGGGAAAUCAAGUGUCCAAUGGCCCUAAAGAACAGCUAGGUGUGGGAGAAGGAGCAGGAGGCUCUGAAGAAUUUGAACCAUGGAGGACUCAGCAACAAAACACGACUGCUCACACUGCUUAUGGUGCUUCCGUUCCAAUUUCAAGUGCUACAGAUAUUUACAAUAUGAGUACAGCAGGGUACUAUGGAAGUGGAGGAACUUACCCAUAUCAGGCUUAUGGUGUUGGAGAUGGAACAUGGUCAAACGGAACAGAUCCAAUGACCUUCCUAAGCGGUUAUCCACACGAUUCUUAUUCAAUGGAUGGUAUGUUCGGACCGUCAACGACAUUCUCAACACCUACUGCAUUUGCUGGUCAGCCUUCUUCAUUCAAUUAUUUCCACAGCAACGGCGACUUCAAUACUUGGGGGAGUCAACUAGGAGGACAACGCAAGUACGAUGAUUAUUAUAGGGAUCACCAGAAUAUGUACACAACACAAGCCAUGCCUGAUUCGACUCUCAAAAGUGUGGAACAAGCUAUGCAGAAUUUAGACUUGAAAGCAUCUAUGGAUUCAAAAGAAUCUCUAGGUCAACCAAAGAAAGCGACAUGGGCGAGCAUAGCUAGCCAGCCCGCCAAGCCUCAACUGUCUAUACAAAACCAAGGGCUUAAAAAGAAAGGACCGGGUAUGCCCCCAGGUCCGAUUGUUCCAGGAAAGCACAAUAUGGAUAUAGGUACUUGGGAUACCAACAAGACCCCACCUCAAUUACCUCCGGUUGUGACAAAUCCUCCAAAAAAUGUGGUGGCAUCCACCGUAGCGGUAAGACCCGCUUGGACAGGUCCUCCUAAUAAUAGGCAAGUACCCGCAGUGGCACCACGUCCCCAGCACCCGAUGCCCGCUUAUCAACCACAGAAUAUGAUGCCUCCACACUUGCCUCCUCAAGUCAGUAUGACUCCUGGACACAUGCAGGGAAUGAUGCCACCACCUCUGCCCGCUAUGAUGGUGCAAACACCUCCUACUACCACUGCAGCUCUUACACAUCCAGUUUUAGAUGAAUUAAAAGGAAAAAACAAUUAUAAUCCAACGGAUUUCGAUUUAACUGCUCCAAAUACAAGGUUCUUUGUUAUAAAAUCAUAUUCAGAAGAUGAUAUACACAGGAGUAUCAAAUAUGAAAUAUGGUGUAGUACAGAACAUGGCAACAAACGUUUAGACACUGCUUUCAGGGAGCGUGGUAACAUUUAUUUGUUCUUUUCUGUUAACGGUUCAGGACAUUUUUGUGGAAUGGCACAGAUGGUAUCAGCAGUGGAUUAUAACGCAAAUAGUUCUGUUUGGUCACAAGAUAAAUGGAAGGGACAAUUCAAGGUACGCUGGAUAUACGUUAAAGAUGUCCCCAACGUUCAAUUACGUCACAUCCGUUUGGAGAAUAAUGAUAAUAAACCUGUCACGAAUUCGCGAGACGCCCAAGAAGUGCCCCAUUCGAAGGGAGUGCAAGUUUUGCGUAUUAUGCAUUCUUAUCGACAUUCUACAUCGAUAUUUGAUGAUUUCAUACAUUAUGAAAAACGACAAGAAGAAGAAGGAAUACGCAAACAGUCGGUAAUUAAAGAUAGUGUUAGUGGAAGUGGAUCCGGAAGUGGAGGAGGUAGUCACGAAGGAGUACAGAAUAGGGAGCAUAGAGAAAGGGGUGAUCAUAGGGGUGGAAGGAAUCACGAUAGGGAUCGAGACGGAGGAGAAGGUGGACAUCGUUCUGGUGGCGGAGGACAUAGGAAUAAUGACCAUCAUGGGGAAAGGGGACAUAAGGACCGUGAAAAUAACAGAGGUCGCGGCGGUCGCGGAGGAGGUCGUAAUUGAGAAUUUUGCAUAUAAAAAAGAAACUAGCAAAAGCAUCCAUCAUAAUAUAUAUUUUUACGGCUGCUGUGUUGUCCUCUAGUGUUAUUCCUAUUAUCGGCUUUCUAAAACAAUUUUCAUUGACACAUUUAUCCAUCAAAAUAGAAAUUAGUGGCCAUUUUCUAGAGCAUCUAAUACAACAUAGCUCAAACCGCAAGUAUUUUAAUGUCGAUGGAAAUACAGACUCAAAUGUUUUCCCAAAUCUUUUCCGUAACUCUAUACAAAUUUACCGACUUAUGUUUUUGUUUUUUUAUAAUGCAAGUUAACUAAUUACUCUUUGUUUAGUUUUUUUACUCUUUAAGAUUUUUUCUGUAAUUGCACAUUGUUUUUUUUGGACUGUUUCAUUUCUGGGAUACCUUUAAUUCCUCUGAACAUUUUUGUUAUUUAUCUAUAUAUAUAUAUAUAUAUAUAUAUAUAUAUAUAUAUAUAUAUAUAUAUAUAUAUAUAUAUAUAUAAUAAUCAUUGAUUGGUAUACCAUUGUCAUAAGAUUGUUAAAAGAUGGAAUAUUUUAAUACUUUUCAUUAUUGUAGAUAUACUUUUAGUAAUAAGAGAUGUUUUUAAAUGCCCUCAAAAAACAUUAUCAUAUUAUUUUAAUUUAUUGCAUAAUGGUAGAAUAAACAUUUUACUUUUUCUUGGAAUGCCGUUUUAGCUGUAAAUAGUUUAUUUUUUUCAGCAUUAGAGUUUGCGAAUGAGGGAUUUUCUAUAAUUCUCACCAUUUUGUAUACAGAGAGUUGUUUGAAAUGGAGAAUUCUAAUAAAUGACAUUGUCAAUACAAUUUAACCUUAGGGUGAUAGGAAAAUGUAAAGGUAUCUAGAAAAUGGCCCAUAGUUAAAUUUUCUAUCGUUUUCAGUAUAUUUAUUUCAAUUGCAUGUUAUUAGAAAUAACGGUAGAAGCAGAAAACGUAAUUUGGUUUAAAAUAUAUGCAAUAUUGUUUCUAUAAUAGUUGUUGCUUGAUAUUUUGCUUUUCCAUUUAUAAUAAAAAGAGCAUUUUAUGCAUUGCUAACAUUCAUGUACAUACAAAAAACAUUGGUUGAAUUGAAAGAAUACAUUUUUAAGAAAACUCUUUGUUUAUUUUCAUUUUUUUCUAAAAUAGGAAAGCCCAGACUUUUUUUUUAUUUUUAAUUAUUUCACAUUCAUGUUCUCACAAAAAUAUUGAUACGAUUCAAAGAAUAUGUAAUUUCUAAUUAGAAAUUUGUAUACACUUGAUGAAUGUUAGUACCACAUAAAAUGUACUAACAAAUUUCUAAUGAACUAAGCCGGUGAGGAUGCCACCACCAUUUCCAUUAUUGAAUUUACUCUUAAAACUUUUUUUCAAAAAUAAAAAAAAAUGUAUCGGUUACAAAGCGAAUCUAAAAAGGUAUAUGGAUUCUAGCAGAGUAGUUGUACAAUAAUUGUCCACUCUUCGGAUCGGUAAUGAAGAUAAAUAUAUAACAAAAAGAAAGAAGAAGAAAUAGUGCAGUGUUUUCAUUUGUGUGACAGAGAGUGAUAACGGGAACUAAAUAAAUUUAAAUUUUGUAAUAUAUAAACUGUAGUUGAAUUUUGUCCGGACUAUUAAUGUUGAUAAUUCUCAACGGCCUUUCGUUCCAGUGUUCGGGUAUAGAGAAAGAGAGGAGGUUGGGCCGUGUAUAAAAUAUAACGAAAAUAAAAAAAAAAAAAAGGAAAAUAUAUAUGUAUUUAAAAAGAAUAACAUUCAGUGGGCGACGAACUGUGCAAGUGAUCGCAAAGGUUUUUAAAUAAACUAUAAAUAAAUAACAAAUUGGCUACUGUUUUAGUUAAAAAGAACACUGACAUAAUAUUUGUUUAUAUCUGUUACAGUUUUUCAAUUUUCUAAUAUCUUGUAGGUGAUGAUAUAUAUGAUAACAUGAACUGUGUGCACCUUUUUUAAAUAUUUGUUGAGAUUGAAUAGUUUAACUUAAGGCUACUAAAAACAUAGACAUGCUAUGUUCUCUUCAACUGUUGUUUUUUCUAUUUAUUUAUUCAAUAACUAUUAUCAAACUACAAAUAGAAACUAAAUAAAACUGUGAGAAAGUUUUAUCAAAAUAUUAUAAAUAAAUUGCAAUUUUUAUGUAGUACGUGUGUAUAAUUAAUAUUUUUUACAGAUUUUCAUUUUCAUCUAUAAUUUCAUAUCUCUUGUGUUAUGUUUGUUAAAGCCUAAAUAAAUUAGCUCAAACUUAUUUUGGAUUAUUACUUUAUAUAAAUAACUGGAAGCUUUCUUAUCUAUCGAAGUAAAAAAAUUCAACAUGUAUUAAAAAUAAUUGAAUAGAAGUUAAAAAUUUGUUUCUAUCUGUAGAUAUAUAAAUGAUCUUGCCUUUUUGUUUAUACAAAUCGGUAUAUUGAUGUAAAAACACUUGAAUGUCGAUUAAUGAUAACCAGUCGGAUCCUGUGCAACAAUAACUAAUAAAUGUUUAACUUUCAAAUGCACGUAAUUGAAGAAUUUACAAAAAAGCAUGCAAAAUUUUUAAUCAAGAAGCUCGGACUGAUCUAAUAAUUUCACAAGAAAAUUAUUGAAUAUCCUUACCGGUAUUUUUGUGUCAAUAGGUUCUAUAUCUAUAUCGAAGUGAUAUGUUAAGUUACAUAAACCAAAAUUUCAUAUUUUUUUGUAAAUGCUUUAUUUUGUAGAAGCGAAUCAUUGUUAUUUCGAUAUAAACGAAUCCACAUUUGUCAAAAGACGUCCACAUGCCUUUUCGCUGCAAUAACAUGAAUAGUAUUUUAAUAGUUACUCAAGAUUUUUCGAAAAAAAAAAUUGAGAAAGCAAAUGUUGAUGUCUUUAAAUAUUUGUAUUUAUUGAGGGUAUUCUAUUUGUUAUUAAUGUUUUUUUUUCAGUUUAUAGUAAAAAUUUGUAAAUCAUUUCUUGAAAAAAAUGUAUUUUUUCUUGUAGAUUCCAGUAAAUCUAUUUUGUCGAUAUUAUUCCUACAUAAAAUACAUUCAAAUAGUUCGAAAGCUGUAAAGUAAAAUUGAAUAGAACAAAUUUUCUAAUAUCGUGACUUGAGCUCCGUUAUUUUUAUAGUGCCUCAGUAUUUUAAAUAUGCAAAUUUUCUAACAAUGCUUAUACAAAACGAUAAAACUUCUGAAGGGAAUCCCACAUAGUUUAAUAUAAUUCAAGAUAAUAUGAAAAAAAUUCACGAACGUUAUCUUUUUCACUUUUUUUCUUGUAUGUAUAUUGUAAAUAAAUGUAUAAAAGUGUAAAAUAAAAAUGAGUUAUUUAGUAAAAGUUGUUGGACCAAUUUUGAACUGCCAAUACAAAAAUCAUCAAAUAUUUCAUAUUUUUUUAUUAAUUUGAUUAUCUAUUCGAAAUAUUACAUCAUAUUUUGGUACUAAAACAACUUUAUAUAUAUAUAUAUAUAUAUAUAUAUAUAUAUAUAUAUAUAUUGUGCAGUUCCGAAUGAUCAAAACAACGUUUUAAGUCUUCUCAAGUUUAUUUUUUUUUCUUUAUAUGUAAAAGUUGAUCCAUUACUGACACAUAUCGAGUGUUUUAGAUUCACUGAAUCUGAUAUAUAUCAAAAAAAAAAAAAUAGAAUUGCAGGUACAAUUAUCGAAAGGUUUAACUUAUUUCUACAAAUCCGUUAUAUGAACAUUGAAUAAAUUUUUAGAUUUCGAAUAAAUCAAAUCGAGUUCUCGAGUACGUGGUGGUUCAACUAGCACAUUCAAAUAAGAACAUAGCAUGGCAUAAUGGUAUUUUUUUUUGUGUAGUCAUUUAUCUGUACACUGUGCCUAAUGUUUUAGACUGAUGCACACCGUGCGUUUGUUGGUUAUGAUUAUUACUGAUUUAUUUGAGUGUGAUCCGAAAAGUGGGCGUCUGUUGAUAGCGACGUCAAUAAAUAAAUCAUCA